Larimichthys crocea (large yellow croaker) is the source of this 8888-nucleotide messenger RNA. It is a transcript of the gene otofa, whose product is annotated as otoferlin a. Gene Ontology annotation, biological process: plasma membrane organization; synaptic vesicle priming. Lineage: Eukaryota; Metazoa; Chordata; Actinopteri; Sciaenidae. Gene Ontology annotation, cellular component: presynaptic active zone membrane; synaptic vesicle membrane. The coding region runs from base 299 to 6457 and encodes 2052 amino acids. The transcript has 47 exons. Gene Ontology annotation, molecular function: calcium ion binding; AP-2 adaptor complex binding. The record is from RefSeq and is a predicted model, not a curated record.
AGAGUAAAACCAAGUGUAAGCCCCGAGAUGCGCGACACACUCAGCAGCCACGGAGCACGAAGCGAGUAAAAAAUGUUGACAGGAACCUUUAGUUAAUUAUUUAUUUUAUUUUUUUAUUGUGUGAGAUCAAACUAAACUACUCUACAUGCUGCCUGUGUGGGAAACGAUUUUUGUGUCCGGACGCAGGGAGAGGCUCACAUAAAAGAUCAUUUAAACACAGAUUGCACCAAAAAAAAAAAAAAAAGGUUCAAGUUUCAUCUGUGUGGAGUAAAAUUACUCUUCUGACCAGCGUGGACUAAUGAUGUCUCUAAUGGUUCACCUGAAGACGGUCGCUCACCUGCGGGGGAAAGGUGACAGGAUCGCUAAAGUUACAUUCAGAGGUCUGCCCUUCUACAGCCACGUGGCAGAGAACUGUGAGGAGGUGGCGCACUUUAAUGAGAUGUUUCGAUGGCCCAUCGCCAGUAGGCUGGAUGGAAACGAGAUGCUGGAGAUCCAAGUGUACAACUACAGCAAAGUCUUUUCCAACAGGCUGGUGGGGACUUUCUGUAUGGUGCUCCAGAAGGUGGCUGAGGAGGGGCACCUCGAGCUGACCGACACUCUCAUCGAUGAUAACAACACGUCAAUAAAGACCAACGUUACCAUAGAGAUCAGAUACCAGUCGAUGGAUGGCACAGUGGGAGUGUGGAGUGAUGGGGAGUUCCUGGAUGUUCCUUACGACCGAGACGGGAUGUUUGCCUUCGAAACCGACAGCUUGCUGUCAGGUCAGAGCCACGGCUCAGGGACUUCUCCUGGGCGAUCCUUACAGGGAUCCAUACCGACCUUCAGGAAAGCGGGGAAAGGAGUUUUCUCAGCCAUGAAGCUCGGCAAGAUCAAGAUCUCUAAAGAUGACCACAGGAAAGGAGAUGAGCCGGCAAUCCUCGACAUGGAGGACCUGGACAGGAAGGCGAUGCGUCUUGCUGGAACGCUGGACCCCGACACCAUCUCUUUGGCCUCUGUCACCGCUGUCACCACCAACGUCUCCAAUAAGAGGUCAAAGCCAGAUAUCAAGAUGGAGCCGAGCUCUGGGCGACCGGUGGAUUAUCAGAUCAGCAUCACAGUGAUUGAGGCCCGACAGCUGAUAGGCCUCAACAUGGACCCCGUGGUGUGUGUGGAGAUUGGAGAUGACAAGAAGUACACGUCCAUGAAGGAGUCCACCAACUGCCCGUACUACAAUGAGUAUUUCGUCUUUGACUUCCACGUCCCUCCUGAUGUCAUGUUUGACAAGAUCAUCAAACUCUCAGUUAUUCACUCUAAAAAUCUUCUACGGAGCGGGACCUUGGUGGGAACAUUCAAGAUGGAUGUUGGGACUGUUUACUCUCAGCCUGAACAUCAGUUUUACCACAAGUGGGCCAGCCUGUCUGAUCCGGAUGACAUCACAGCGGGGUGUAAAGGAUAUAUAAAGUGUGACAUCGCUGUGGUCGGGAAGGGCGACAACAUCAAGACCCCACACAAGGCCAACGAGACUGAUGAAGACGACAUAGAGGGGAACCUCCUGCUCCCAGAGGGCAUCCCAGCAGAGAGACAGUGGGCAAGGUUUUAUGUGAAGAUCUAUCGUGCCGAGGGACUUCCUAAAAUGAACACCAGCAUAAUGGCAAAUGUGAAGAAGGCUUUCAUCGGAGAGAACAGAGACCUGGUGGACCCCUACGUUCAAGUGCAGUUUGCUGGGCAGAAAGGGAAAACUUCAGUCCAGAAAAGCAGUUAUGAACCGAUCUGGAACGAGCAGAUCGUCUUCACUGAGCUGUUCCCUCCACUCUGCAAACGCAUAAAGGUCCAGAUACGGGACUCGGAUAAGGUCAAUGAUGUUGCCAUAGGAACUCACUUUAUUGACCUGCGCAAAAUAUCAAAUGAAGGUGACAAAGGGUUCCUGCCCACUUUGGGUCCAGCUUGGGCCAACAUGUACGGUUCAACCCGUCAGUACACUCUGAUGGACGAGCACCAGGACCUGAACGAGGGUCUUGGGGAAGGUGUGUCCUUCAGGGCCCGUCUCCUGCUCUCCAUCGCUGUGGAGAUCCUGGACACCACUUCACCGGAGAUCCUAAGCUCCACUGAGGUGCAGGUGGAGGGUGUCUCCAACAUCUCAGAGAGUGCCACUGGGAAAAUAGACGAGUUUUUCCUGUUCGGUUCCUUCCUGGAGGCUACAAUGAUCGACAGGAAGAUUGGUGACAAAACGAUAAGUUUUGAGAUCACGAUAGGUAACUAUGGCAACCAGAUAGAUGGUGUAAGCAAGCCUCCAUCGGCAAGGAAGAAGAAGAAAGACGGGGAGAAUGAAGAAGAGGAGAGCGAGCUCAUCCAGAACUCCAGUGAGGAUGAGGCAGACGAGGACGGGGACCUGGUCUCCAUUUCUACCACUCCUCUGAUGAAGCCGGUCAUCACUGACAGGAAUUACUUCCAUCUUCCCUACUUUGAAAAGAAGCCAUGCGUCUACAUCAAAAGCUGGUGGCAGGACCAGAGAAGACGACUUUACAACUCAAACAUGAUGGACAAGAUCGCUGACAAGCUGGAAGAAGGUUUGAAUGAUGUUCAGGAGAUCAUUAAGACAGAGAAGGCUUUUCCCGAGCGCAGACUCAGGGGAGUGCUAGAGGAACUCAGCAUCGGCUGCAGUCGAUUUGUGACUCUGGCCAACAAGGAUGUGAACCAGGCGGGCCGAACCAAACUGGAUCGAGAGCGGCUCAAAUCCUGCAUGAGAGAGAUGGACAGCAUGGGUCAACAGGCCAAGCAGAUCCGGACUCAGGUGAAGAAAAACACAGUCAGAGACAAACUCAAGCUGGUGCAGAACUUCCUGCAGAAGCUCCGUUUCCUUGCUGACGAGCCUCAGCACAGCAUCCCAGAUGUUUUCAUCUGGAUGAUGAGCAACAACAAGCGCAUUGCCUACGCCCGGGUGCCUUCCAAAGACAUUCUGUACUCCAUAGUGGAUGAGGAAAUGGGGAAAGACUGCGGUAAAGUCAAGGCUGUCUUUCUCAAGCUUCCCGGUAAGAAAGGGUUCGGUCCUGCUGGUUGGACGGUUCAGGCUAAGCUGGAGCUGUAUCUGUGGCUCGGACUCAACAAGCAAAGGAAGGAUUUUCUCAACGGUCUGCCGAAUGGUUUUGAAGAGAUAAAAGCUGCUAAAAUGGGCCCCGGUCUUCAUGCUGUCCCCCCCGUCAGCCUCGUCUACAACAUGAAGCAGGUGUUUCAGCUCAGAGCACACAUGUACCAGGCUCGCAGUCUGUUUGCUGCUGACAGCAGUGGCCUUUCAGAUCCCUUUGCCCGGGUCUUCUUCUCCACACACAGCCAGGUCACUGAGGUCCUGAGCGAGACUCUUUGCCCAACAUGGGACCAACUGCUGGUGUUUGAUGACGUGGAGCUGUUUGGGGAGGCCAGUGAGCUCAGAGACGACCCACCAAUUAUUGUCAUUGAGAUCUAUGACCAGGACACUGUGGGAAAGGCAGAGUUCAUAGGUCGGACGUUUGCAAAGCCCACCAUCAAGAUGUGCGACGAGCACUACGGCCCCCCGAGGUUCCCACCACAGCUUGAGUACUACCAGAUUUACAGGGGGAACUGCACAGCCGGAGAACUGCUGGCUGCCUUUGAGCUGCUGCAGAUACCCUUCGAUGAGGAGGCGAUUAGGCGAGCUCUGAUCGCCGUCCAUAACUUUGCUGUUCCUCAAAUUAAGAUCGGUCAAGGAGGGAGGGCUGAUCUCCCUCCCCUUGAAGGCCCAACAGACUCUGAGCGUGGUCCAAUUCUGCCUGUGCCGUUGGGCAUCCGACCUGUUCUCAGUCGUUACCGCAUUGAGGUUUUGUUCUGGGGCUUGAGGGACAUAAAGAGGAUUAACCUGGCUCAGGUGGAUCGGCCCCGUGUAGACAUAGAGUGUGCAGGUAGAGGUGUGCAGUCAGUCCUCAUCCAGAACUACAAGAAAAACCCCAACUUCAGCACCCUGGUUAAAUGGUUUGAGGUGGACCUUCCAGAGAACGAGCUUCUCCACCCUCCUCUCAACAUCCGUGUGGUGGACUGCCGGGCGUUCGGCCGUUACAUCUUGGUUGGGUCUCAUGCUGUCACUAGCCUGAGACGUUUCAUCUACACCACCCCGGACAAGAACUCCAAUAACUGGGCCACUGCAGCUAAGCUAAUGAAUGGCUACAUGGUCCUUACCAAUGGCGGCUCGCAUCCUUGCUCCUCACCCAGCCUUUCCUCCCGCACCCUCUCUCGCCCCGCAGGUGAGAUCAUCGUCAACAUGGACAUGGAGCCUUCGGUCAGAAAGAUGGACACAGUCGUCAAGCUGGACGCUACAUCUGACGCUGUUGUAAAAGUUGACAUGACUGAGGAGGAGAGUGACAAAGAGAAAAAGAAGAAGAAGAAGAAAAAGAAGGGAGGCGCGGAGGAAGAGGACGAGACAGAUGAGAGAGUGCUGGACUGGUGGUCCAAAUAUUUUGCUUCAAUAGAGACACUGAAGGAGACUCUCAGAGCUCAGGAGGCAGCUCAGGCUGAGGCGGAGGAGAGAGAGGACCUGGAGAUAGCUGCAGAAUCAGCAGAUAUCAAAUCAGAUGACCUUCUUAUGAAAGGCUCCAAGACAAAGGAAAGGAGCAAAGAGAAGAAGAGCUCCAAGGAAAAGAAGAAGGGUCAGGCCACAGACGGCUCAGAGAAAAGGCCGGUCAAAGCAAAAGUGGACGAGCUGUUGGUGUACAACAAGGAGCUGGAGAGUGAGUAUGGUGACUUUGAAGACUGGCUUCACACUUUCAACUUGUACAGAGGAAAGGCCGGGGAUGACGACGAACACGCUCUGGAUGACGACAGGAUUGUCGGCAGAUUCAAGGGAUCCUUAUGUAUGUACAAGCUACCUCUGUCUGAGGAGAUCACGAGGGAGGCAGGAUUCGAUCCGAACAUGGGAAUGUUCCAGAGCAUUCCACAUAAUGAUCCAAUCAACGUCCUCGUCCGAGUCUAUGUGGUCCGGGCUACAGAUCUUCAUCCUGCUGAUAUCAAUGGGAAGGCUGACCCAUACGUAGUCAUCAAGCUCGGCAGGUCAGAGGUCAAGGACAAAGAGAACUACAUCUCCAAACAGCUCAAUCCUGUAUUUGGCAAAUCUUUUGACAUCGAGGCCACGUUCCCCAUGGAGUCCAUGCUAACCGUGUCUGUGUACGACUGGGACUUGGUCGGCACCGAUGACCUGAUCGGAGAAACAAAGAUCGACUUGGAGAAUCGUUUCUACAGCAAAUACAGAGCGACCUGCGGCAUUUCAUCCUCCUACUCUGUACAUGGAUACAAUAUUUGGCGGGACCCUCUGAAGCCCAGUCAGAUCCUGGCGAAGCUCUGCAAGGACGGCAAAAUCGAUGGACCUCAUUAUGGGCCGGGAGGCAAAGUCAAGGUGGCGAAUCGAAUCUUCCUGGGAGCCACAGAGAUCGAGGAUGAAAAUGGUCUAAAGAAGCAGACUGAGGAGCAUUUGGCUCUGACAGUGCUGAACCACUGGGAGGAGAUCCCGAGGGUUGGCUGCAAGCUCAUACCUGAACAUGUGGAGACCAGACCCCUGCUGAACCCCGACAAACCCGGCAUCGAACAGGGCCGUAUUGAGAUGUGGGUGGACAUGUUCCCUAUGGACAUGCCUGCUCCUGGACCUGCGAUUGAUAUAUCACCACGGAAACCAAAGAGAUAUGAGCUCAGGGUGAUUAUUUGGAAUACAGACGAAGUAAUACUGGAGGACGAUGAUUACUUCACUGGGGAAAAGUCCAGUGACAUAUUUGUCAGGGGGUGGCUGAAAGGGCAGCAGGAGGACAAGCAGGACACGGAUGUGCACUAUCACUCUCUGACCGGUGAGGGCAACUUUAACUGGCGCUUUGUCUACCCCUUCGAUUAUCUCAUGGCUGAGGAGAAGAUCGUCAUCUCAAAGAAAGAGUCCAUGUUCUCCUGGGAUGAGACUGAAUAUAAGAUCCCUCCUCGCCUCACGCUGCAGGUCUGGGACGCUGACCACUUCUCUGCUGAUGAUUUCCUGGGUGCGAUUGAGUUGGACCUGAACCGGUUUCCUCGUGGAGCAAAGACGGCCAAGCAGUGUUCCAUUGACAUGAUCCGAAAUGAGCAGGAGCUGCCCACCAUCUCCAUCUUCAAACAAAAGAGGGUCAAGGGCUGGUGGCCGUUUGUAGCCCGCGAUGAGAACGAUGAGAUGGAGCUCACGGGUAAAGUAGAAGCCGAGCUUCAUCUGGUGACGGCAGAAGAGGCGGAGAAAAGUCCUGUAGGACUUGGACGAAAUGAGCCUGAUCCACUGGAGAAACCAAAUCGCCCAGACACCACCUUCCUGUGGUUCCUGAGCCCGCUGAAAGCCAUCCGCUACCUGGUGUGCAACCGCUACAAGUGGCUGAUCAUCAAGAUCGUGCUGGCCCUGCUGCUGCUCAUCAUGCUGGGCCUCUUCCUCUACAGCAUGCCGGGCUACCUUGUCAAGAAGCUGCUGGGAGCCUGAGAGGCUGAUGGAAAGGAAAGGGAGGGGGGUGGCCAGCCAGAUAAAUAGAUGGAUAGAUGGAUCGAUGGUUGGAUGAGUGAAUGGAGGAGACAAGGAGUCUCCCUCAGUCUCACCUAUAGGAAGGGAGGCGGAGGGAGGAUCUGAUUGUCCUAAAACAGCUUGCCACCUUCCACCUUAGCUCUGAGGAGAGAGGCAGACACGCCCUACCCCAAAAAAGUCAUGAGAAAAACUGUUUACUCUUCUAUCAAAUCUGCAGCAAGCCUAACAAAUCUAACGCUCAAUAUCUACACUCCAUCCUUGAAGUGACUAAAACGCAAUCAUUUGUCACACUCUUCUUUUCUUUUCAAAGCGACAUCACGUGAAAAAAGAACAUUUAUUCAUCUGUUGAUACAGCUUAUAUCAAAGUUUUUGUUCGUGGUCAGAUGAUUGCGUAGACGUUCAGUUCAAGCGAUGCCAUGAGAUCUCCCAUUACUGCUACGUCUGCUGUUGAUUUACGUAAAUACGGAAGAAAUGAACAACGUUUUUGGUAACACUUUUCUUACCUUAAUUAGCCUUCAUAAGCACUAUAUGAAUAUGAAUAAAUUGUUUACUCCAAUGUCGUCGUGUGCAGAUAUUUAUGUGCAGAAUUUGUCAACAAUUAUAAUAUUUUAUAUUGUUACACCUGUGUUUUACUUUCAUUCAUGAUCUGUUUAAACCUCCACCAGCGUCUGAGUGUCCACAGGAGGAGUUAUAGUUGUUGGCAAACAUAUUAAUAAACAUUUAUAUCUGCUUAUAACUGCAUUAAGAUGUUUAUAUACUGCUUAUAAAUGUUUACAGGGAGGUUAAAGCAAAGUGUUGCCUCUUUUUCUUUUUUAAACUAUUAAAGCUCUUGCGGUCUUUGCACACUUCAAGAAUAAUACUGAAGAAACAAAAAAUAAAGAUGUUUAUUUUCAUAAUGAAAUUCACGAGACACAGAACAAGAUGACUUCAAAAUGAAUUAAAUAUUAAGAAAAAAAGAAAAAAAAGAGUCCUACAGGGUUUCGUUUAACUGCGACACUAAAUGUUUAAUCCCUUGGAUCAAAGCGAUUGAGCCAGAUUUGAGUCAAACGGGAUUUGCAAAUAAUUUUUAUUGAUAUGCUUCAAUAUGUACACACUUCACAGGAGAGACAAACAGAUUAUUUGUGAAUAUCUUUUGACUAAGUCUGAUUGAAAAAACAACAAAAUUCUUUGAGGUUUGAGCUACUUUGUACCAAAAUGUAGACCUAUAUGUCAAUAUGCAUGCAUCAUUGUGAUAACCGACCACAGAGGUCAUGUAUGUUGGCAUGACUGUCUUUCCAGCUUGACACAAACCAAAUCACCAACCCUGUCAUCUCGAACGUUACACUGAUAAUUUGGGAAUAUGAUUAAAGUGCACUUGAGUGAUAAAAGAGGAGUGUGAGCCUCCAGCUCCGUGUCAGAUGGCGUCGUUUGCAGUGUCCGUUACUCCGUUAACUAAUUUGCCUGCGCUUUACCUCAUCUGUGUUGCAGUCUUUGUUUGUGAUUACGUGUUUCACCGAUUUACAGAGUUACUGUUUGCACUAAAUUUGCCUGUUUUUACGAUGAACUUGUGUUUAUAUAUCAGUUGAAAUGUGUGCAGUAUUCAUUUUCUGUCUGUUUUGGCAAUUUGAAAUAAACUGAAUUCAAUGGACAACAUGUUUGGGAUUGUUAAAGUGGCUGUGAUCAAUAUUUUUUAUAUCAACGAUGAAUCAUUUGUAGUGAUAAAUCCACAAAUCUUCUGUUUCUUUCACUUCUACUGCAGUUUUAAAGCAUUUUUCAGCUCAUUAUUUGGGUUGUUCGGCUCUGUUCGUUUUCAAAGCAUCAUUUUCUGUGCAGGCUAGUUGACAAACUCUACAAAACUCACACUAUAGGUUACAUCCACAGCACCAAAGUGAGCAACUAGUAUCUGAACAUAGCAGAGAAGAGCCAAAAGAUCAGUUGCAGGUUUAACCCACUACUCCUCUCAGUUUGUGAGUAAGUUGAAGCAACACAAGUUGUUUUCUUGAAGUUCUUCUUCAGCACUGUUUGCAUGUAAAAAAACAAAAACAACAACAGGUAACUGUUGUUUUACCUCUGAAUCUCUGUGUGCAGUCGUCCCUGUGCCAGCAUGUCUUGGCUGCUGAGCCCGGUGAGGACGGUGUGUAUCCUGGCCUGGAGGCACUACAAGCUGCAUUGUGCCGUGCUGCUGGCUGCUGUGCUGGUGAUGCUCUUCCUGGCUCUGCUCUUCUUUUCUCUGCCCUCUGAGAUUAGCCACAAGCUCCUCAACCCUGCUGGAUGAAAACACUGUGUGUGUGUGUGUGUGUGUGUGUGUGUGUGUGUGUGUGUCUGUGCUAUUGUGUAUCCCACAGGGCAGUUGUAUGUCUUACUGUUGUUACAGUUAAUUGUUCUGACUGUAAAAAAUAAAAACACAACCACA